GAAACAUCCGCGACCUUGUGGGUUGCAGCUACUGAAUGUUUAGCUGAGUUGUACCCGGUGUGUGUAGGUCUCUAUAGAACAGACCUACACACCGAGAUGUGUACUGUGCUAGACAACUUAACGUAUAGCGUAAUCUUAUGGGUAGUAGCAAUAUGAUAUAGAAUAGCAUUGAUCUGAGUACUUGGUGCCCUGUUAUCGCGAAACUAUGCACUGGCUCUAUUCAUCGAUACGCAUUUUUGUGGCGCUGUCCUGGCUAUUUGCCAGGCACAGAACGGUCGCUGAGGAACAGCCAUUGGAAGAACUGUCACAAGAAGAUGAUCUCAGUGACCUGCCAGAAUGCAAGACUGUACUGGCUGCAGACAGCGCUGCCUUGACUUACUGCCUUAACGGAUCAACAUGCCGAGUUGGAAAGGGGUCCGGUAAAUACGCCCAAAUAGUAUGUGACUGCAGCACUAUCGCAACAAAGGAUGUCUUCUACGCCGGACCGAAGUGCGCCACCAAAGUUAGACGUAAAUAUCGAGUGCAACAAGCAUUCAACUUCGACUCGACACUUCAGGUAAUAAAUACAUGCCUUAUAGAGGACGUCCUGGGAAUGAAUCAAUGGAAAAAUGACGUUACAUCAGUAGGACACCUGCCGAUAUAGAAAGUAAUUAGAGCUCAGUAGAGAUUACCUCCAUGGCAUCACUGGAAACUUCCACGCCAGACUCGCGAAGGUCACGAACGUACUCAGCAAGCUUGUCACGAGUUGAUCGCAUGACAGUUAU
This is a messenger RNA of Babesia bovis T2Bo, 764 nucleotides long. RefSeq lists its product as uncharacterized. The record is from RefSeq and is a predicted model, not a curated record. The coding region runs from base 206 to 643 and encodes 145 amino acids. Lineage: Eukaryota; Apicomplexa; Aconoidasida; Piroplasmida; Babesiidae. The transcript is spliced from 2 exons.